Molecule: messenger RNA, 2808 nt
Organism: Manihot esculenta (cassava)
Lineage: Eukaryota; Viridiplantae; Streptophyta; Magnoliopsida; Malpighiales; Euphorbiaceae
Product: YTH domain-containing protein ECT2
Exons: 9
Coding region: 187-2250 (687 amino acids)
Biological process (GO): mRNA destabilization
Cellular component (GO): cytoplasm
Molecular function (GO): mRNA binding
Source: RefSeq, a predicted model, not a curated record
UGAGUGAAUAAACCCUCUCUCCUAAAAGCCAAACCCACUCAAACCCUUGGCGGCUGCGAACUCUUCUUCCCUCGUCCCCAUCCUCCUUAUUUCUCUCUCCGCUUUAAUCCCUAAAUCCCAUUUCGCCAUAUUUCUCGGAGAUUUAGGGUUUUAUCUGUAAGAUCCGAAACUCAAUUUUAUCCCGUCAUGGCCACCGUUGCUCCCUCCUCUGAGAAAGCUGCAGAAUUACUGCAGAAUUUGUCCUUAGAUUCUCAGCCAAAAACCUUGGAAAUUCCUGAGCCCACCAAGAAGACUUCCCUAUACCAGUAUGGCAGUGUGGAGUCGGCUGUUUCUGCAAAUGGUCAGAUCCAGCCAUAUGAGCGGUCAGUGACGCCGUUCGUGCCUGAUUUAAUGGACCCAUCGGUGUGCUACAUUCCUAAUGGUUAUCCCUCCCCUGCCUAUUACUAUGGAAGUUAUAAUGGAACUGGUAAUGAGUGGGAUGACUAUUCUACUUAUGCAAGUACUGAUGGAGUUGAGAUGACGGGAGUUUAUGGGGACAAUGGGUCUGUAAUGUAUCACAAUGCUUAUGGAUAUGCACCCUAUGGACCAUAUUCACCAGCAGCUUCCCCAGUGCCAACAUUGGGGAAUGAUGGCCAGUUAUAUGGGCCUCAGCAUUACCAGUAUCCUCCUUAUUUCCAGCCACUGACACCAAACAGUGGGCCAUUCAAUCCUAGUCAGGCAGCCUCUUCUCAAGAAGAGCUUUCUUCCUCCACAGCCCCUGAUCAAAAGCCUUUGCCUGCAGAAACCACUAAAGGGAAUUCUAGUAGCAUUGCCAAUGGUGGAGCAAAGGGAAACAAUGGUUCAACUCCGGUGAAACCAACAUAUCAAAAUCUUUCAAUGAAUAUGAAUGAUACAAAUGGAAGGGGUAUUUUGCCAGGGGGUUUGCCACCUUCUGGUUAUCAAGAUCCAAGAUUUAGUUUUGAUGGAAAGUAUAGAAGCACUAGUAUUACUUCUUCAUAUUCAAAGGGUAAUCAUGUUCCAUCUUCAAGGAACCAGAAUUUCCGUCAGAACUCCAAUUAUAUGGGUUUGCAUCAACCUAUUUCUAUGUCUGGCAUGGGAUCUACUCAUGGCUUCAUGAAUGGCAUGUACCAAAACAAAUUUUAUGGUCACUAUGGAAACACUUUUAGGUCUGUCGCGGGUUUUGGACCUACUGGUUAUGAUUCAAGAAUAAAUUCAAAUGGGUGGUUGGCUGUUGACAGCAAAUAUAAACCUAGAGGACGAGGCAACGUCUACUUUGGUUUUCGCAAUGAGAGUAUUGAUGGUUUGAAUGAGCUAAACAGGGGACCAAGGGCCAAGGGUUUCAAGAACCCAAAGGGUUUUGCACCUGUAACAUUAGUCGUCAAGGGACAGCAAGUGCCACCAAGUGAACCUGUGAAUGAUGAAAAGGAUGAGUUGCCUACAAUUCCAGAUAGGGAACAGUAUAAUAGAGCAGAUUUCCCUGAAGAUUACACUGAUGCUAAAUUUUUUGUUAUCAAGUCUUACAGUGAGGAUGAUGUCCAUAAGAGCAUAAAAUAUAAUGUCUGGGCCAGCACACCAAAUGGGAACAAGAAGCUUGAUGCAGGAUAUCAGGAGGCUCAGCAGAAAUCUGGUGGAUGCCCUGUAUUUCUCUUUUUCUCGGUAAAUACUAGUGGGCAAUUUGUUGGACUUGCUGAGAUGAUAGGACCUGUUGAUUUUCACAAGAAUGUUGAAUACUGGCAACAGGACAAGUGGACUGGCUGUUUCCCAUUGAAGUGGCAUAUUGUGAAGGAUGUACCCAAUAGUUUGUUAAAGCAUAUUACCCUUGAGAACAAUGAGAACAAACCAGUAACCAACAGCAGAGACACACAAGAGGUUAAAAUGGAGCAGGGGCUUAAAAUGAUCAAAAUAUUCAAGGACCAUUCCAGCAAAACGUGUAUUUUGGAUGAUUUUGGAUUUUAUGAGAAGCGUCAGAAGAUAAUUCAGGAGAAGAAAGCUAAGCAACAGCUGUUCCAGAAACAGGUGCUUGAUGGAAAGCUUGAAGAUGAGAAGAGAGAAAUGGCAAAUGGAUCACACGAGUCAUUGGAAACUGUGACUGAUGUGAUGAAGGAGCCUACUUCAACUGCUCAGUCCAACGGGGACAUGAAGCAUUCACAGAAUGCGUCAGUUGCAAAAACUGUAGAUGCCUUGAAGGCAAGUGAGCCGCUUGCCUCAGAGGAGCAGAAUGCAGCAAAUGGGAUUGCCGGUGGUUGCUAACUAUUACCAUGCUCCAGUGUUCUGAGAUCAUGUAGGGAUUAAUUCAGGGUUAUUCAAAGUUUUGUUGCAUGAUAGAAUCUGAUCUAAUUGAUGUGAAUGAUCUUUGAGCUUAUGAAGUCGUCGUGGAGCCGUCUUGCUGCUUUGAAGCCUCAAAUAUUAUUUUGAUGAUUGGAAAAUAAUCUUGAGAUUCUUCAAUGUGCGGAGGUUGGGACCGUUGGCUAUUCUUCAUCAAAUUGAAGGGGUUUUUUUUUUUUUUUUUUUUUUUGUUAUAUCUUUUUUUUUGGGGUGAAUCUUUUUCUUAUAGUGGUUAGCUGCUGACAGGAUUUCAUUCCUUGUAAGUUUGGGUUUAGGGUGCUUUAAUUGGCUUUUGUAUUCUUAUGAUCUCAAUCUCUGGGUUUUAGCUUUAUUUUCUACACCAUUUUACUUGUAAGGCCGUUUCGUUGUUUUUGAAAGUUUAGAUAUAGUAAUCAGGUUUCCUUUGUUGGUAUUUGUAGAGAGCUAUAAGCAAGGUGGGAAAGCAUUUUAAAAUACAUAGUUGAGUAAAAGGAGAAUUUUAUA